Molecule: messenger RNA, 4096 nt
Organism: Paramormyrops kingsleyae
Lineage: Eukaryota; Metazoa; Chordata; Actinopteri; Osteoglossiformes; Mormyridae
Product: protein bicaudal D homolog 2-like
Biological process (GO): microtubule anchoring at microtubule organizing center; regulation of microtubule cytoskeleton organization; protein localization to organelle
Cellular component (GO): Golgi apparatus; cytosol
Molecular function (GO): dynein complex binding; cytoskeletal adaptor activity; dynactin binding
Source: RefSeq, a predicted model, not a curated record
AAACGCCUUCACUUACGUGGCUGUCGGCUACUACCCGGCUUAGAAUUAUCAAACGGCCGCUGCUUUUCGGAAAUAACGCGGAAUUAACAACGCAGUCACUGGAAACAGACCAUUCUGCUUUUUAAAAGAGGAAAGAAUAUACACCUAAUUAGCUAGUGAAGGUAUGUGCUGCAUAAGGUAGCUGAACUGAAUGACCAGAAGUGCCCAGGGUGUCACCAUGCUGGAAGAUGGAGAAGCUGGUGAUCAUAUGCUAUCGCUCCGGGCGGAGGUGGAGCGGCUGCAGAUGGAGCUCCAGGAGGCCAGCCAGCAGAACGAGCAGGCCGCCCGCUACGGCUUGGCGAUGCUGGAGGAGAGCGCUGCACUGAAGAGCAAGCACAGUCAGCUGGAGGAGGAGCAUGAGGCACUAAAGCAGGAAGUGCAGCAGCUCCGAGAGGCCCUGGCGGAGUCUGUGAGCAACAUGAAGAGAACGGCUUCCGAUGGAGAGAGUCGAGAGGAGACCCUCCUGCGGGAGUCUGCCAGCAAGGAGGCGGCCAUGGGGACCCGCCUGGAGGAGCUGCAGCUGGAGCUGCGGCAGGCGCGGCUGAGCUUGAGCAAUGUCCAGGCGGAGAGCGAGCGUCUGGGAGGGCUCUGUGGCCAGUUUAAGAGGGAUUGUGAGCAUCUGGAGACAGAGAAGGGACACCUACGGGGGGAACUAAAGGAGUACAAGGUUCGGGAGAUGCAGCACCUCCAGGAUAACAGUGAGCUGGAAGAGGAGAACGUCUCCCUGCAGAAACAGAUCUCCCUACUGAAGGAGAACCAGGUGGAGUUUGAGGCCCUAAAGCUUGAGCUGAUCCAGAAAGAGGAGGAACAUGAGCAGCUAAAAAGGCAACUGGCAGAGGCGGGCCGCCUGAGGGAAAUUGCAGAGCGUCAGCUAGAGGACGCUCUGGAGACCCUUGAAGAUGAAAGGGAGCAGAAGAACAACCUGCGGAAGGAGCUGGCUGCCCUGGCAAUCAAUCCCUUUGAUUCUGUGGGCAAUCUGGAACUUCACCUGGGCCAGCUAGAGGAGAGCACAGAAGAAGCAGGAGACCAGGAUAGUGGCUAUAACAGGUGGCCCCAGAUAGCCUUCAAGGCAAAUGGAGAACAUUGCUGUUCCACCCCCAGGAACAGUGGCGUCUUCCUGCGGGCUCCUGCACCAGGGCUAGUGUCAGACUUGCUCAGUGAGCUACACCUUUCUGACAGUCAGAAGCUGAAACAGCAGCUGACCCAGGUAGAGAAGGAGAAGGGCCUCCUGUCCGGUACAGUUAAGGAGCUGCAGGAGGAGCUGGAAGUUUGCAGGCAAACCCUGGCCGAGGACCAGGAGAAGAUGGCCUCUCUGACCAAACAGUUGGAGGUCCUUCAAGGGUGCCAAGACCACAUGCAUGGAAGCCAAGGGAAUCCUGAAGGUGUGGAAAUGCCUGGUGUUGGGCACCAUGGGGAGGGUGAACUCUGUGAACUGGUGAAUGGUGUAGAACAAGGAACGCUAGCAGCUAGUGAGGAAUCUCGACUGAGGGAGGAGCUAAAGGAGGCAAACGUGCAAUAUGCCAAACUGGAAGGCAGGUACCAGCAAGAGAAGGAGAGAUGGAGGGGUGAAGCCCAAGAGCUGGCAGGGAAGAUACGGCAGUGCAUCCAAUCUAGCCAGCAGGACCAGGAACGCAUCCUAGCAUUGGAAAAGGAAAUUGGGGCCACAAUGAAAGUAGCAUCUGACUCAGAAAGCCAUCUCAGCACUACGCAGGAUGAGCUACUGGUCUUCUCUGAGGAGCUUGCUAACCUCUACCACCAUAUAUGCAUGUGCAGCAACCUCACGCCUGUUCGUGUCACGUUGGACUAUUAUCGGCAUGGUGCACGCGCACAGCACAGCCACCAUGGACCUCUGCGGAAGCGGCGCUCCUCUGAAAUGUUCACAAAAGUGUCUACCACCUGCAGUAUGGACGGCAGGGCUGCCCCCGGGGGCGAUAGUGGGGAUUCUUCACCUGGGAGCCCUGGGGCCAGCAGUUGCCCCGGCUCCCCGACGCUGGACUUCCGGGAUCCCACCAAUGUCCGGAACCUGAUGGCUGUUAUACGGAACCAGAUGAAGCACUUGCAGGUAGCAUUUGAUGCAUGUCGCCGGAGGGGGGCUCUGUCCUCCUCAUCUAACCUGGGUGUGCAUGACACCGAUAUGGACACAGAGACUCUGCUUGAAGAAGUGCUGAAGCUUAAAUCCCUUCUUAGCACCAAGAGGGAGCAGAUUGCUACUCUGAGGACUGUCCUCAAAGGCAACAAACAGACUGCGGAGAUGGCCUUUACGACGCUCAAGACCAAAUAUGACACAGAGAAGAGUGCCGUUUCUGAAACGAUGUUGAAACUAAGAAAUGAACUCAAAGCUCUCAAGGAGGAUGCAGCCACCUUCUCUGCGCUCCGGACCAUGUUCGCCAGUAGGUGUGACCAGUAUGUGACACAGAUCGACGAGAUGCAGAGGCAGCUGGCCAUCGCUGAGGACGAGAAGAAGACCCUGAACUCGCUGCUGCGCAUGGCCAUCCAGCAGAAGCUGGCCCUGACGCAGAGGCUGGAGGGCCUGGGGGCCCCCUGCUGCUCGCACAGUGGCCACAGCAGCCCUCGCCGCUCCCGCUCCAAUCGGCUGGACACCCCUCGGUCUGGCCAGACCUCGAGGAGCCCGUUGGGGUGUCCCAUGCGGCCACCAAGGACCAAUCCCCACUCCAGCCCAGUCAGGAAUGGCAGCAUUUAGUAGAAAAAAAAUCAGGUGCGUGGAGAAAGCCGUUCCUGCCAUCCAUCACGUCUGCUGGAAACAUUCAUUCUGAUGGAUAUCAGGAAACCUUCAAAAAAAUUGUCUUGCAGCACACAGAUCACUACAGCAAGCCAAGGUACUCCACAGGCUUUCGACUGAAGAUGUGUGUUUCCACUUUAAACAACAUGUUAACGGGCAACUUUGAAAAUGAUUUAGCAGAAGCAGUCCCUAACGAUUUCAUGGAGGACACACAGAAUUAUUAAAAUGCCUAAUGUCAUUUAUUUUCACAUUUAUGCUGAUCAUGUAUAGCGUCGCUGUUCAGGACUUUCUGUAAUCAAAGUGCUUAACCACGUCUUUGUGUAGACAGUACUAAAUAAUCCUGAACCAUCUUUUUGUUUCUAUUAUGCUUUCCCUACUACAUGAAAACCAAACGUCCUUGGAACAGUUCUGUUUCUCUGCUGCUUUGCACUGUUUUUCGUGGGUGGGCAGCAGUUGGAAUACUUGUUCAGAACAAAGAAUACAUUUCAUAGAAUAAAACUGUAUAAACUAGUAACAUAGAAAUUUCCCAUUUCUGCUGCACUUUUAUUCUGUGUCUGUGUGUGUGUGUGUGUGUGUGUGUGUGUGUGUGUGUGUGUGUGUGUGUGUGCGUGCCUGCAUGAUAAUCCUGUGUGCCUGGGCAAGCUUGACAGCUAGCUCGACUACAACCAGUUUUUUUUUGUUUUUGAAGGAGUUCCCUGUGCGAUUUAUACUUUGCACAGGUUAGUGCAAAUGCAAGGUCUGACUUGUUCUUCCUGAAGGCGGUGUGCUGUAGUGUUAAGGAUAUUCCUGCUAUGAAGCGUGAAGUGAGACCAGUGACGGGGGGGAAAUGCUGUUUAUCGGGGAUUUUUCAUUUGAGAAAGUGCCUUUAUUCUCAGUUAUUAAACUUGCCUAUCGCAACAAACAUUCUUAAAGCAAACAUCUGAACCAGUUGUGUAGGGUGUGUGCGUGUGUGCGUGCACACGCAUGUCUCCAUAUAUUAAGUAUAUACUGACUGUUAAGUCUGACAAAAUUAAGACUUAAGGCAUUUAAACAAUGUGCCUUGGUGCAAUUGCAUUUUGUGUUACCUUUCUGUAUUUGAGAUUGAAGAUGGUCUGUUUUAUCAACUGAAAAUGCACAAUGAACAUUUUAGAAAUAUGGGUGGGGGAUGUUAUGUUACAGCAAAGUUUGUAUUUGUUUUCUCUGUCCACCAAAAAAAAAGAGCUGUAAAGAAUUUGUGUCUUUUUCUAUUUGAUAUGAAGUGUUUUAUACAGGAAUGAUUUAUGUUUAACUGUCCGUUUAGUUUAUGUAUGUUAUAUAAUAAAUCCCAACAUAAGAAAA